UCGGCAGCUCAACUUCCAAGCUUUAAAGAUGAUGAGAAAAUGCCAUUAUUUCUUAUCAAACUGUGGAGUAUUGUCGAGGAUCCUCAAUAUCAGCAGAUUGUACGAUGGGAUGAUUCAGGAUACAGCUUCCACAUUAUCGAUCCAUAUUCAUUUUGCCGGAAUGUUUUGCCGCAUUUCUUCAAGCACAAUAAUUUGAACAGUCUUAUACGUCAACUGAAUAUGUAUGGCUUCCGGAAAAUGACUCCAGUCGAUCGAGGCUCACUUACGAGGACUGAAUCUGAUCAGGAUCAUCUCGAGUUUAGCCAUCCAUACUUCAUUCGUGAUCAUCCAGAAUUUUUAGUCAACAUUAAAAGAAAGCAGUCAUCGCGAUCGUCGGAAAAUUCCGUGAAUGGGGUGCACGCGCAAGCGAAUCUGCAGCUGGUUAUGGAGGAGUUGCGGCAAAUGCGCGAAAAACAGCGUGCCAUGGAUAAUAAAAUGCAUGAGUUAGUAAAGGAGAAUGAGCAACUCUGGGAGCAGGUCACAUUGUUGCGAGCACAACACAAUCGACAACAGCAAGUUGUAACGAAGGUGAGUGUUUGA
This is a messenger RNA of Strongylus vulgaris, 579 nucleotides long. Lineage: Eukaryota; Metazoa; Nematoda; Chromadorea; Rhabditida; Strongylidae. The record is from the annotation of a GenBank genome assembly.